Ruditapes philippinarum (Manila clam) is the source of this 1534-nucleotide messenger RNA. RefSeq names its product calcium homeostasis endoplasmic reticulum protein-like. Gene Ontology annotation, molecular function: nucleic acid binding. Gene Ontology annotation, cellular component: perinuclear region of cytoplasm. NCBI's taxonomy places the organism in Eukaryota, Metazoa, Mollusca, Bivalvia, Venerida, Veneridae. Gene Ontology annotation, biological process: intracellular calcium ion homeostasis. The record is from RefSeq and is a predicted model, not a curated record.
UGAUAACACAGUCUAUAGCUCCUGUGGUAACAGUGACAUCAGCACCAGCAGUUGAUUCAACAGCACCAAGUGGACCUGACAGUGCAGUGUUUCAGGGAAAUUUCAACCCUCCUCCAGGACCAUUUGGCCCACCUCCACCAUUUACAAGACCACCAUUAGGGCCGGGCCCUCCACAUCCACCACCCUUUGAUUACCAUGCUCCAUGGCAAGGUCCACCACCCUCGGGACCUGGUGGCCCAGGCUUCCCGAUGCCAGACUUCAGUAAGCCCCCUCCAGGAUUCCCGCCCCCGGGGAUGCAGAGGAUGCCCCCUCCAGAUAUUGAUCUCACUCCGUCAGUCCCAUACUAUGAGUUACCAGCUGGGUUAAUGGCUCCACUUGUUAAACUUGAAGAUCAUGAUUAUCGGCCAUUAGAACCACGAGAUAUCCGGUUACCUCCCCCUAUGCCACCAAGUGAACGUUUAUUGGCAGCGGUUGAGGCAUUUUAUAGUCCUCCAUUUCAUGACAGACCUAGGGACAGUGAAGGAUGGGAAAAACUUGGUUUGUACGAAUUUUUCAAGGCUAAACAAAAGGCAAGGAAGUUGAAAGACCAGGAAGAAGGUUCUUCUAGAUCAAGAUCAAGGUCAAGAUCAAGGUCACACUCAAAAUCUAGGUCAAGGUCGAGGUCAAGAUCAGGAUCAUUGUCAAGGUCACCAAGGAGGUCGCCUGUAAGGUCACCACCAAGAAGACGUAGAUAUAACAGCAGAAGUAACAACAGUAGCAGAAGUAGAAGUAGAUCAAGAUCAAGGUCAAGGUCAGACUCAAGGUCACCACUGCCAUACAGAAGGUCAAGCAGGUCACCAUCACCUGUAAGACGGAAAAGAUCAAGGUCGCCAGAUUCUAGAUCUGGAAGUGUAACCCCUCCAACCUUUUCUACAGAGUCAUUUUUGGCCGCAGCUGCUGCAGCUAACACAAACCAGAAUCUUGGUGAGGAAAAUAGAGGUCAUAUGUUGCUGAAGAAAAUGGGUUGGGGUGGUAAAGGUCUAGGAGCUAAGGAACAAGGUAUUGUAGAUCCUAUAGAGGCAGCAGAUGUUAGAGACAGGAAUGAUAUGUAUAAAGGUGUAGGAAUUAAUAUGAGUGAUCCAUUUGAACAGUUCAGGAAAAAUAAAAGCCAGGGAUUUAUUACACGUAUGCAGGCCAGAGACAGUAAUAAAGAUGAGAAGAAAAAGAGGUCUGCAGAUAACUGAAGGAAGGAGGUGUUUGGAAUGAAGGUUUUUCUUCAGCAUUAAAUGAAAAAACACUCUACUUCUUACACUGAAGUAUUGAUUUGCCUUUGUUUAAGUUUGGACAGUCUGUUAUCACCAAUACAUGAUAAAUAUUCUUUUGAAGUUAUGUCAUGUUAUGUAAAAUAAUCAUUACUAUUAUCAUAUCAUCAUCGUCAUCAUCAUCACUUACAUCUUCAUCAGUACAGACAUUGUAAGUAAAAGUGUCAUGUGUUCAAGAAUGGAUCAUGUCGAAAUGUUAAGUGUCCUUUAAGGAAUAAAUGUUAUAAAUGAAA